AUGCACCAUUUCAAAAACACGCCUCAGAAGCGUGGCCCCGGAGAGCGCUGGCACUGGGGAUUCGUCGGCGGCAUGUACUCGGAGGGAAGGCCCGCGGGUUUUCGUCGAGAAGGUCUUCUAGCCAUCAGAAGCCUCUUCAGAAGGCGCAAGGCCAUCAACAAAAUUACCGAUCAGCGAGUCAGUCUGACUCAGGAAGUGCUGUCCUCGGUUCGGUUUGUCAAGUACUUUGGCUGGGAGACCGCGUUCCUCGAUCGUCUCAAGGAGAUUCGCAAGCGCGAGAUCUACAGCAUCCAGAUCCUCCUGGCGAUCCGAAACGCAAUCAACGCCGUCAGCAUGUCAUUGCCCAUCUUCGCUUCCAUGUUGGCGUUUAUCACAUACUCUCUCACGAACAAUAACAUGAACCCUGCCGAGUUCUUGGGCAAGUCGUCGAUGCAUGGUCAUCCGUCAAGCGUAUUCAAGAAUUUCUGCUCGCGGAAGAACAAGAGGAGGAUGUUUGUGCGGAAGCCUGACGGCAAGCAUGCUCUAGAGAUGCAUGCCGCUGAUUUUACCUGGGAGAGGACGCCUACUCAAGACGCCGACAAGGGUGCCGAUGCCACGAAAGGUGCCAACGACACCAAAACGAUGAGCGAGACUGAGAAAUCUGGACAGCGGCCACCGUCUGCUGGCGACAGUUCAGGUGGCAGCACUCUUAUCGAAGAAGAGCGAGAGCCAUUCAAGCUGCAAGGCAUGGACUUUCAGAUCCACCGCAAUGAGCUGGUUGCGGUCAUUGGGACUGUGGGCAGUGGUAAAAGCUCUCUUCUCGCUGCAUUGGUAGGCGACAUGAGGAAAACGUCAGCGGGAGGCGCAGGGAAAGGCGGCCUUGUCGUUGGCGCUAUGCUGCUCAAUAGCGGCACGGGCGGACAGAGCGAGGCAGCAGGCAGGCGACCAAUUCCCCCGCCAGAGAAAGAUGCCCAAAGCCGAAGGCCCCGAGGAUGGCUCCGACAGCGAAGAAUACAGUGCCCUCGGGGACCCGUCGAGUGUUGCAUGAAGGGAACCUGGAGGGUAGGCCGGGACAGCGGCGGGGGCGUAGGUGGGAAUCUCCAGGAUGGUCUCGAUGGUGGGAAAGGUCAUGAUGGCAUCCCCAUCGUCGGUGCCUCCAGUGAUCUGAACAUCGCCCCCUGUUGUCGUCGCCCGUGCCCUGCGUCUGCGAGGUUGUCGCGGCGGUGGCUGUUGGUUGCGUCGCGGAUUCACCCCCCAGAAAUGGUCACAUCCGCAUCGGCAGAGGGCGAUGGUGUUGCUGACUCCGCGGCCGUAGACGCCGCCGCAGCGGUGGUCUCCGCCUCGGCCGUGGUUUCUGGCUGUUCUCCAGCAGAUGAAGGCUGGUUUGUGUUGGCAUUAUUGUUAUUGUUGUUGCCGCCGUUCUGA
Verticillium alfalfae VaMs.102 is the source of this 1404-nucleotide messenger RNA. RefSeq lists its product as hypothetical. Gene Ontology annotation, molecular function: ATP binding; ABC-type transporter activity; ATP hydrolysis activity. The record is from RefSeq and is a predicted model, not a curated record. Lineage: Eukaryota; Fungi; Ascomycota; Sordariomycetes; Glomerellales; Plectosphaerellaceae. Gene Ontology annotation, cellular component: membrane. The transcript is spliced from 4 exons. Bases 1 to 1404 code for a protein of 467 amino acids. Gene Ontology annotation, biological process: transmembrane transport.